GCCUGGCUGUGGCCGGCUUCGAGUGGAACGCUCUCUUCGUGGUCCUCCUCCUCGGAUGGCUCUUCGUCCCUGUCUACCUCACUGCUGGGGUGAUCACGAUGCCCCAGUACCUGAAGAAGCGAUUCGGGGGGCGGCGAAUCCGGAUCUAUCUCUCCGUCCUCUCCCUCUUUCUCUACAUCUUCACUAAAAUCUCAGUGGACAUGUUCUCGGGGGCUGUUUUUAUCCAGCAGGCUCUGGGCUGGGAUAUCUACGUGGCUGUCAUUGCCCUGCUCAUAAUUACCACCAUCUACACGGUGACAGGGGGGCUGGCAGCCCUGAUGUACACCGAUACCGUGCAAACCUUCGUCAUCAUUGGCGGAGCCUUCAUCCUCAUGGGCUUUGCGUUCUACGAGGUGGGAGGCUACCAGGGCCUCUAUAACAAGUACACGACGGCCCUUCCCAACAAGACCCUCUCCCUCGCCCCGGCCCAGUACAACAUCUCCGCCAACUGCUACCAGCCCCGCCCUGAUGCCUUCCACCUCUUCCGCGACCCCCUGACGGGAGACCUCCCCUGGCCAGCGCUCAUCUUCGGCCUCACCAUCAUCUCCACCUGGUACUGGUGCAGCGACCAGGUGAUUGUGCAGCGUUGCCUGGCAGGCAAGAGCCUGACACACGUCAAAGCCGGCUGCAUCCUCUGCGGGUACCUGAAGCUGCUGCCAAUGUUCCUCAUGGUGAUGCCCGGCAUGAUCAGCCGCAUCCUCUAUGCAGAUGAGGUGGCAUGUGUGGUGCCAGAGGAAUGCAAGCGAAUCUGUGGAACUGAAGUUGGCUGCUCCAACAUCGCCUACCCCAAGCUGGUGGUGGAGCUCAUGCCUGCCGGUCUGGGGGGGUUGAUGCUGGCCGUGAUGUUGGCUGCCCUGAUGAGCUCCUUGGCCUCCAUCUUCAAUAGCAGCAGCACCUUGUUCACCAUGGACAUCUACAACCGCCUGCGGCCCCAGGCCCGGACCAAGGAGCUGCUGAUUGUGGGCAGGGUGUGGAUUCUGUGCAUCGUGGCCGUCAGCAUUGCAUGGAUCCCAGUGGUGCAGGCGGCGCAGAGCGGGCAGCUCUUUGAUUACAUCCAGGCCAUCGCCAGCUACCUGGCACCACCCAUCGCUGCUGUCUUCUUCCUCGCCGUCUUCGUCAAGAGGGUCAAUGAGCCUGGUGCAUUCUGGGGACUGGUCGGGGGUCUGCUGAUGGGCCUGGCCCGUAUGCUGCCUGAAUUUGCCUAUGGCACCGGCAGCUGCAUCUUCCCCAGCGCCUGCCCCCGCCUCAUCUGCGGGGUGCACUACCUGUACUUCGCCAUCAUCCUCUUCCUCGCCAGCGUCACCCUGGUGCUGGGGAUCUCACUCUGCACCCCGCCCAUCCCCGAGAAGCACCUACACCGGCUGGUGUUCAGCCUGCGUCACAGCAAGGAGGAGCGCGUGGACCUGGACAUGGAGGAUGAGGAGAGGAGGAGGAAAGAACUGAGACAGCAGCAGGGCGUGGCCGAGAACGGGACUGUGGAGCAUGUGAUGGAGGGGGAAGGGGGGACUCUAAAAGACUAA
Messenger RNA from Pelodiscus sinensis (Chinese soft-shelled turtle), 1559 nucleotides. NCBI's taxonomy places the organism in Eukaryota, Metazoa, Chordata, Testudines, Trionychidae. The record is from RefSeq and is a predicted model, not a curated record.